Molecule: messenger RNA, 1416 nt
Organism: Phalaenopsis equestris
Lineage: Eukaryota; Viridiplantae; Streptophyta; Magnoliopsida; Asparagales; Orchidaceae
Product: WAT1-related protein At5g07050-like
Exons: 8
Coding region: 27-1223 (398 amino acids)
Cellular component (GO): plasma membrane
Molecular function (GO): transmembrane transporter activity
Source: RefSeq, a predicted model, not a curated record
UUCUCUCAAGUUCUCAAGUUGAUAAGAUGGAGCCCCAAAUUGGACAUGGAAAAUGCAAUCAAAUUUUUCGGAGUUGCAAACCUUAUCUAGCUAUGAUUUCACUUCAAUUUGGCUACGCCGGCAUGAACAUCAUCACUAAGCUCUCGCUCAAUCAUGGCAUGAGUCACUACGUGUUAGUGGUUUAUCGUCACGCAUUCGCUGCUCUGUCGAUCGCUCCCUUCGCACUGAUUCUCGAGAGGAAAGUCAGGCCAAAAAUCACCUUCACAAUAUUCCUACAAAUAUUUACUCUUGGCCUCUUAGGGCCUGUAAUAGAUCAGAACUUCUACUAUGCCGGCUUGAAAUUCACCUCCCCCACCUUCUCCUGCGCCAUGAGCAACAUGCUUCCUGCAAUGACAUUUAUAAUGGCCGUCAUCUUCAGAAUGGAGAAAAUCGAUCUGAGGAAGGUGAUAUAUCAAGCAAAAUUAAUCGGAACUCUGGUCACUGUUGCGGGGGCGAUGCUUAUGACGCUCUAUAAAGGUCCGAUCGUGGAGCUAUUCUGGACUAAGCACGUGCUCGCCGCUGCAAAUGGGCCGCCUCCGGCGUCGGCNGCGUCGGUGGCCGCCGACAAGGAAUGGGUAAAGGGUUGUAUUUGUCUCAUCAUAGCGACGCUUGCUUGGGCUUCUCUCUUUGUACUACAGGCUGCGACAUUGAAGAAAUACAGUGCUCAGCUCUCACUGACCACGUUGGUCUGUUUCAUGGGAACUCUGCAAGCCAUUGUUGUCACCUUGGUCAUGGAGAAGAGGAAUGCUUCAGCUUGGAGGAUUGGAUGGGAUAUGAAUCUGCUCGCGGCAGCUUAUGCGGGAAUAGUAACAUCAAGCAUUGCUUACUAUGUCCAAGGACUGGUUAUACAGAAAAAAGGACCAGUUUUUGCAUCUGCUUUCAGCCCUUUAAUGAUGAUAAUAGUGGCUAUAAUGGGCUCCUUCAUCCUGGCAGAGAAGAUCUAUUUGGGAGGAGUUAUUGGGGCUUUUCUGAUAGUGGGAGGACUGUACUCUGUUCUAUGGGGUAAGUACAGAGAGAGCAAGGAGAAGAAGGAGAAAGAAGCAAUGACUCUUCCUAUGGCAAUGAAGAGUGAAGCCACGAAAGCAGUGGAAGGUGAAGAAGUUGAGAUGAAGAAGAAGGAGUCUUCUUCCUCCUCGGUGGAUCCUUCGGCUAUUGCAGUGAUGCAGAGUGUUAACGGAGCUUAGAAACUGCUGAAAUGAAAUUUGAAUUUGAGAAAGAGAGGGAGAGCUAAGUUUUGUUAAAGAAAGGAGGAGAAUGUGUGGGAUGGAGAUUGUAUGGAAAUGAGUAAUUUGAGGCUUUUAAAUUGUCAAUAAAUUCUUAUGUAUUUGGCUUUUUAAUAGUUGUUCUAGAUGUUACCACCAUUUAUAUAUUUUUAAA